This is a messenger RNA of Papaver somniferum (opium poppy), 1162 nucleotides long. RefSeq names its product protein GrpE-like. The record is from RefSeq and is a predicted model, not a curated record. NCBI's taxonomy places the organism in Eukaryota, Viridiplantae, Streptophyta, Magnoliopsida, Ranunculales, Papaveraceae. Gene Ontology annotation, molecular function: protein-folding chaperone binding; adenyl-nucleotide exchange factor activity; protein homodimerization activity. Bases 30 to 911 code for a protein of 293 amino acids. The transcript is spliced from 3 exons. Gene Ontology annotation, cellular component: chloroplast. Gene Ontology annotation, biological process: protein folding.
UGUCCGUGUUUCUCUCUGUGUGUUUAAUAAUGGCUGCAAUCUUAAGUACACCAGCCUAUCUCAAACCUACUCAAUCGAACAUCAAAUCCUUUAAAACCCAUAAACGUUUAAUAUGUUGUUGUUCAUCACUUAAACAGACCAAUCUCCAUAUAUCUACUACUACUACAACUACUUCUAAUAAGUAUAAUUCCUCCAUUAGGUUCCCAAAGUUUGUUUUUUGGGCUGCUGCAUCUGAAGAAGCUAUAGAUAUCACUAGCCAUGUCGAAGAAACUCAAACCCAGAAACUUUUAGAGAAUGAAAUUUUGGAGGAUGAAUCAACUCAAACAAGUAAUAAUCAAAUUCCUGAUACUGAAGAAAAAUUACCUUCAACUGUUUCAGAGUCGCUAAGGUUAUAUAAAGAAGCUUUGGCAAGUAAUGAUGUGCCUGGGAUUGCUGAAAUAGAGGCCUGCCUUCAAUCUCUGUAUGAUGAGAAAAAGGUUUUGGAAAAUAAAAUAGCUGCAUUGUCUAUAGAAGUGGCAUUGGAAAAGGAUCGGAGACUUAGGAUAAAUGCAGAUUUUUAUAACUUUCGGAAGAGGGUGGAGAGAGAACGGCUCUCACUGGUGACUAACAUGCGGGAGGAAGUGGUGGAAAGUUUGUUACCUGUGCUGGAUAACUUCGAGAGAGUUAACUCCGAAAUCAAAGUGGAGACUGACGGUGAAAAAAAGAUUAAUAACAGCUAUCAGAGCAUUUUCAAACAGUAUCUUGAGAUAUUAGGAUCUUUAGGCGUUGUCCCUGUGGAUGCAGCUGGGAACCCCUAUGAGCCUACGGCAAAAUACCAAGUGGAGUCUAAACUUAAUCGGCUACUUGAAGAUUUUUUCCGAGCACUCGGUCGAGUACGCUCUGGUUUCAUGAAGACAUGGAUACAGUUUUAGGUCGAGCCUCCUUCCAGAAGAAAAAAAAAAGGAUGGACUUCAGACGGCUUGGUAAUUUUACUUCAGUGAGAAACUCGUACAUAUGUAAAUAGCUCUCUGUGCAUUAUUCUGGACAGCUUACACAGCCCAAAACCGAAUAUAUUCCUCUAAUUUUGUAACAAAAACCUGGUAAUGGAACUGAUGUUACUGAAAUCUGGUUUCAGCUUCUUGUUCGACUCGGAAUCAACUAUACAAUAUCACUACUUUACAUC